CGAGGAGCAUGUUCCAGGACGGACAAUAUUCAUGAGGAUGGCCGGUAAAAGAUGGUAGUGCUGAGCUGUCAUUGAAAGCUUGAACGUGAAGUGCAAGUAAGCCAAAGAAAGAAAAUAAAAUGACGCUUGCUCACAAAGAUAGCCGCCAGCGUCGGCAACACUAUCAGUAUCCAAAUUCAAAUAGUAAUGACCAAAACUGUUCAGAUGGAAUGGAGGAAGGAGACCGAGAAGCUUUGAUUCAGGACUCGGAAGUGCCUGCACAUAGAGGACUUACAGGUAUCAGAGGAGAGCUGGGAAAUAUCCUUUUGCUGCUCCUCUUGUACAUUUUGCAGGGAAUUCCUUUGGGACUGGCGGGAAGCAUUCCUUUAAUCCUCCAGAGUAAAAAUGUUAGUUAUACAGACCAAGCCAUUUUCAGUUUUGUCUUCUGGCCAUUCAGUCUGAAGCUGCUCUGGGCACCUCUUGUAGACUCCCUUUACAUCAAGAAGUUUGGCCGAAGGAAAUCUUGGUUGGUUCCUACCCAGUACUUGUUAGGACUGUUUAUGGUGUUCCUGUCAUUUACAGUGGAUGAUCUCCUCGGAGGGGAUCAUGGACCGGACAUGUUUGCUUUAACUGCUACUUUCUUCCUGUUUGAGUUCUUGGCUGCCACGCAGGAUGUUGCUGUGGAUGGCUGGGCUCUCACUAUGCUGUCCAGAGAAAACGUGGGGUAUGCGUCCACAUGCAAUUCAGUGGGGCAGACAGCUGGAUACUUCAUGGGCAACGUUCUGUUUCUUGCGCUUGAAUCGAAAGACUUCUGCAACAAGUACUUGAGAUCUACACCACAGCCUAAAGGAAUUGUUACCCUUCCAGACUUCCUGUUCUUCUGGGGAAUGGUGUUCUUCAUUACCACAACUUUAGUGGCUCUUCUGAAAAAGGAAAACUCUGCAGGAAAGGCUAUGCGAGAAGAGACGGAGAGCGUGAAAGAAGCGUAUGGGCUCCUGCUCAGUAUAGUCAAGAUGCCUGCCGUCCUGAAAUUUUGCCUCAUGAUCCUGACGGCGAAGAUUGGAUUCUCCGCUACUGAUGCAGUUACAGGUCUUAAGCUUGUAGAAAGAGGAGUUCCAAAAGAACAUUUGGCUCUCUUGGCUGUUCCAAUGGUUCCGCUGCAAAUAUUAUUGCCUUUAUUAAUCAGCAAGUACACUGCUGGUCCCAAACCUCUAAAUGUCUUCCACAAAGCCAUGCCUUUCAGGUUGCUUAUGGGCCUACUAUUUGCCUUUAUAGUCUGGUGGACUCCACACAUAAGCCAUGAAGGAGGCUUCCCCAUGUACUACUAUGCUGCUCUCCUGUUGAGCUAUGCCUUACAUCAGGUUGCGCUAUAUAGCAUGUUUGUGGCAAUCAUGGCUUUCAAUGCCAAAGUGAGUGAUCCUCUCAUUGGAGGAACCUAUAUGACCCUUUUAAAUACAGUGUCCAAUCUUGGAGGGAAUUGGCCAGCGACGGUGGCACUUUGGUUUGUGGAUCAUCUGACAAGUAAAGAGUGUGUUGGAGCAGAUGGCCAGAGCUGUGCCGAUCAUGAUUCUGCUGAGCUGUGUGUAAGACUUAAUGGCACAUGUGUGACAACACUAGAUGGUUAUUUUGUGGAGUCUAUGAUAUGUGUGGUCAUUGGCUUCUGCUGGUGGUUCUUUCUGGGACCGUCAUUUAAGAAACUACAGGACGAAGGGCAAUCUUCAUGGAAGUGCCAGCGGAGGAGACGCAAUUUCUGUUAAAAUUGGAAGAAAUAACUGAAUAUUCAAAAUCAAUCCUAGCCUUUGAACAGUUCUACACUCGACUCUUCUAGAAAACAAAAUAAAUCCUUGCUAUAUUGUUUAUGAAAGCUCAGUAUGUCCUCAGUCACAGCUACGUGGGUUGUCUGUACUGUGUUAUCCUCGGGUAGAGUACACGUAAACCAGAAAAAGAGCUGUUAUGGGGUCACUG
Molecule: messenger RNA, 1944 nt
Organism: Nanorana parkeri
Lineage: Eukaryota; Metazoa; Chordata; Amphibia; Anura; Dicroglossidae
Gene: SLC33A1
Product: solute carrier family 33 member 1
Exons: 7
Coding region: 120-1736 (538 amino acids)
Cellular component (GO): membrane
Molecular function (GO): acetyl-CoA transmembrane transporter activity
Source: RefSeq, a predicted model, not a curated record